AUUUAAUCUAGGGUCGUAAAGGUUUGAGGUUAGAAAAAAUAGAACGGAAUUUUCGGAUUUUUCAAAAGGUAUUGUUCGAGUUAUUAAAUAAAAUAAAUGUAAUACAAACAUUUUUAAAGUUACACUUUCCAUAUUUCAUUGCGCUGGAAAUGUUGUUUUACUUAAAAGAUAAGGAAGGUUCGAUAUUGUAUUUAUUAAAAGAUAAAUACACUAUUGGGAGAAAGGAUGCAGAUAUUCUCUUAACAAAUGAUCAGUCUAUAAGUCGUAAUCAUGCUCUUUUAAAAUUAGAUAGCAACAGAAUAAUUUUGGUUGAUUGUGGAGCAAAAUACAAGACAUAUGUUGAUAAUACAAAACUUCAACCUCAUGAAGAUACAAUUUUAAGUCCUGGAAAUACAAUUAAAUUUGGAGCAUUUGAAAGUAUUUAUAAAGUAGGUUGUAUAAACAUAGUAACAGCACACUCAUGUUUAACCAAAGAAGAAAAGAAAAAAGUAAUUUGUCAAAUAAACUUUUUAAAUGGAUGUUGUGUAAGUAAUUGGACACCUGAAUGUACUCAUUUAACAGUCAACGAAUUAAAACUUACUGUAAAGAUGUUGUGUUGUCUGAUAGAAGGAAAACCAAUAGUUACAGUAAAGUUUUGGGAAGAUUUUGCAAAGAAUGUCAAAGAAAAUCAUUCCCCACCUGAUCCUAACAAUUACAAACCACCUUGUACAGAAAUAAUGUUAAACAAAAAUUUACCAUUAGAUUUCAAAGAAGAAAGAAAACACCUAUUCCGUAAUAAAGUAUUUGUUUUUAUGACAGAAGCUGAUAAAGAAACUGUGGAGUUGGUCAUAAAAUAUGCAGGAGGACAAUGUAUAUCUUGGGAAAAGGAACAUAUAAAAAAAGAAGAUAUAGAUAAUCCUGAGAAAGAGUAUUUAAUUGUACAGAAUACAGAUAGUCCAACAAAAAUACAAUCCCAAGAAUUGAUAGAUCUGAUAGAACAUCUAAAGCAAACAGGAAAACGUUUGAUUCCAUUUACAGAAUUAGCCCUUGCAAUUGUAAACUGUUCUUGCGAAAAAGAUUGCAAUCCUAACUUUGAUAGAAAUGCUGCAUUAUUAAAGGCAACAUCCAGUCAAUUAGCAGCUCCAUGUAAAAUACUUGUAACAGAAACUCAGACGCAACAAGAAGAACAUUCCAAAAAUACUCAAAACAAUGCUACAAUUCCUCCCUCAUUUGAUAAUUCGUCUUGUAGUAGUCAAAAUUUUGCACCCAAAAUCAAUAGUACGUUUGCUGAACCUAAAGUAGCAAAUAAAAGAAUUGCCGAAGAUCACGUCGACAAGUUGACUGAAAACAUAUCAAAAAAAGCGAAAAUGUUAACAGAAAAUUUUGCUGUCUUUAUCAACAAGAAAAAUAAGGAAAUCACCAAAGCAAACAACGCUUUCGAUAUUUUUACUAAUAAAAAAGGUGAUAAAGAUUCGUCAUCAGGUACAUCGGAAACUAAAGAAAAUAGCAUUUCUACAGCAGAACCAAAAAAACGUAAGUUUGACUUUGUUGAACCAGAUGAAAAGCAAAACAGUUUAGUGGAAAUAACUAAAAAGAUAAAUUUAGAUAAAGAUGAGGUUGAUAAUAUAUCUUUAUUACAAAGCAAAAUUUUGAAAAGUUCGACAAAUCAUUUUUCUUCGUCUGGCAAGACAAAUCAAAAUUCAACGACAAAUAUCCUAUCUGGAUCGUGGAUUUCAAUAAACAAUUCAACGAAUAAAAUUGAAGAAGUCUGUAAACAAGAAGAUAUUGAUGAAGAAAUGUUACGGUUUGUUAAUUCCUUCAGGAAUUCUGUCGUUAUCGUAGAAAAAAAUCUUAUUAAGUGUAAACCUAAAGCCAAUACACUCUCAAUUAAUGCUGUUUCAAAUUCAAAUCGAAAAGAUUUUAAAAAAUUUAAAAGGGUAAAACCUCUAAAAGAGCAGUCCACAAUAAUUCCACGUUCGGAAUGUGUACGAGUUAUUUGUAAUAGUGAUGCUGUUUUGCAACCACAAGCACAUGAAGAAGAUAACGAUGAUAAUGAUGAUAUAGAAUUUAUUAAUGGCCCAAUCCAAAGUAAACAGCAAAACACCAGCAGUAAAAAGAAACCAUUGAAAUUUGAAAUUUAGGCUGUGAAUGAAACGCCGUUUUGAAAUAAACAGAUUUUUACGCCGAUGACGCAUUUAGUAAUUCAUCUUAAUCAAAAAAACUUUUGAACGGCAGUAUCGAAACAUCCAUCAAAAAAAAAAAAAUUCAAGGUGAAAACCCCUAAUCCGAAUACGAUUAUUUUGCUUGCCGCGAAAGCCUAGCAAAUACUAUAUAUGGAAAACGCUAGAUAUGUAGUAUUAUAAAGUGGCGAGGGUAAAUUCAAGUCGAUCUUUUACAAUCCAUUUACACCACAAGUAAGCGUUUCUUUAAAAACUCAUGUAAUGAUAUCUAAGGCCAUCACUUUUAAUAUUGUAAUUUAUCUUCAAUCUCUUCUCUUUUUGGUUAAAAAAAGUCGUCGUCAUUGACGUUUAAACCUUACUUAUUAUAACCAUUUUUCCGUCUUCCUAUGGAACUCGAAUUAAGUGCCUAAGAAUCCGUAUAAAGUAUAUUUUAAUCCAUCACAUGGUGGUACUUAUCCACGUAAAGAUCACUCCAUCUAGAGAUCUCGGUUUUCCAGUCUGUUGGCCACAUUUUAAAUGUUACCUAGUUGCGAUGCAUUGAUUUACACAAAUUCGUUAUUAAAUUAUUUAAUUUG
This is a messenger RNA of Agrilus planipennis (emerald ash borer), 2734 nucleotides long. RefSeq names its product nibrin. Lineage: Eukaryota; Metazoa; Arthropoda; Insecta; Coleoptera; Buprestidae. Gene Ontology annotation, biological process: mitotic G2 DNA damage checkpoint signaling; double-strand break repair via homologous recombination. Gene Ontology annotation, cellular component: Mre11 complex. The transcript is spliced from 9 exons. The record is from RefSeq and is a predicted model, not a curated record. Gene Ontology annotation, molecular function: damaged DNA binding; protein binding. Bases 150 to 2120 code for a protein of 656 amino acids.